Vicia villosa (hairy vetch) is the source of this 2139-nucleotide messenger RNA. RefSeq lists its product as uncharacterized. Gene Ontology annotation, molecular function: zinc ion binding. NCBI's taxonomy places the organism in Eukaryota, Viridiplantae, Streptophyta, Magnoliopsida, Fabales, Fabaceae. The transcript has 4 exons. Bases 1 to 2139 code for a protein of 712 amino acids. The record is from RefSeq and is a predicted model, not a curated record.
AUGGUUAGGGUAGAGUGCAAGGCCAAUUGUGGGUUUUCCAUGCUUUGCUCUAGAGUGGGCCAGAAAGAAACAUUUGCCAUAAAGACUAUAAAAGACACCCAUACAUGUGCUAGGGUUUUAGAAAAUAGAUCUGCAAAUUCUAGGUGGGUGGCCAAGUAUGUAGUGAAGAAAAUGCAAACAACAAACACAGUUAGGAUCUCUGAUAUAAUCCAAGACAUGAGGAAAAAUUACUCAGUGGGCAUAACAAUUGGAAGGGCUUGGAAAGCAAAGUUGAUUGCUAAGUAUAAAAUUGAGGGAGAUGCAGACAACCAAUAUGCUAACUUAUGGAGGUAUACUUCUGAGCUUCAAAGGGUACAUGCUGGGAACACAGUGAAGAUUACCAUUGAUAGACCAAUCCCAACUAUUCAGCCAAGACCAUUUAUUGGGGUGGAUGGGUGCCAUUUGAAGACCAAGUAUGGAGGGCAGUUGCUGAUAGCUGUUGGAAGAGACCCCAAUGACCAAUAUUUUCCUUUGGCUUUUGGUGUUGUGGAAACAGAAACAAAGGAGAGCUGGAGAUGGUUCAUCCAGUUGUUGAUGGAAGAUGUUGGUGUAGAAACAAGAUAUGUGUUUAUUUCUAAUCUGCAAAAGGGUAUGGUCUCUAUCUUUGAGGAGAUGUCAGAAAGAAUUGAGCAUAGACUUUGCUUGAGGCAUCUGUAUGCAAACUUCAAGAAGAAGUUUGAAGGAGGUGCAUUGAUUAGAGACAUCAUGAUGGGAGAAGCCAAAGCAACUUACCAACAAGGAUGGCAGCAAAAGAUGAAUGAACUUAAGGGAGUAGAUCCAAAGGCAUGGGAAUGGUUAAUGGGAGUGUCUGCAAAAUCUUGGAGUAAGCAUGCUUUUAGUUUUUACCCUAAGUGUGAUGUACUAAUGAAUAAUAUUGCUGAGUCUUUCAAUGCAACCAUCUUAAUAGCUAGAGACAAACCCAUACUAACUAUGUGUGAAUGGAUCAGAAAGUACUUGAUGAAUAGGUGUAGUAACUCUGCAAUGAAACUUGAAAAAUGGCCACACAAUAUAAUGCCAAUACCUAGGAAAGGAUUGGAUACUGAAGUGGAUAUGAGUGGGCAUUGGUUACCUACCUGGGCCAUGGAUGAAAAAUUUCAAGUCACACACUCCUAUAACAAACAACAGUUAGUUGUAGAUAUAGCUAGAAAGUCUUGUACUUGUAAUUUCUGGGAGUUAGUAGGCAUACCUUGUAGGCAUGCUGUUGCAGCACUAAGCUUUAGAAAACAGAAUCCAGAGUUGUUUGUAGAUGAAUGCUACUCCAGGGAUAGAUAUGCCAAAUGUUAUGGGUUUGCUAUGAUCCCUAUUAAUGGUCAGGACAUGUGGCCUGAUGUUGAUACUGAGGAGCUUUUACCCCCAAGCUACAAGAAAGGUCCAGGCAGACCUAGGAAGCUGAGGAUUAGGGAAACUGGUGAGGAAGGAGCUAGAAGAAGAUUGCCUGGUGUAUCUUAUAGAUGCACUAAAUGUGAUAAGGUUGGACACAAUGUGAAAUCUUGCAAGAGCAAGAAACAGCAUCCUAAUGGUUUGAAGAGAAAGAAAAAGGUUAAGUCUGGUGUAAGUGGUGAUGUCCCAAGUCAAACUGAGGCUACUUCUGGUGUGAGUGCAGCUGAAACAGGUGCAAGUGGUGAUGUCCCAACUCAAACUGAAGCUACUUCUGGUGUGAGUGCAACUGAAAUAGGUGCAAGUGGUAAUGUCCCCAUUCAAAGUGAACCUGUGCCAAGUCAUAGUGAAGCUAUGCCAAGUCAAAAUGAACCUGUGCCAAGUCAAAAUCCUGCAACACAAACUGCCUCUACUGCUGAUGUAUUUGGAGACAUCACUGAUGAUAUGAUUUCAAGUAUACCAGACAUCUGUCAUACAAAAUCUGCCAAUAGUUUGCCAAACCAGAUCAAGAAGGGGAAAGCUAAGGUCAAGCAAGAUUCCAUCCCAAAGAGAAGGAGGCAAAGUGAGAGGGUCAAACUUUUCUGGUUUAAAAAGCCUAUCAUUGGACCAGGUGCAAAGGAUCAGCCUAUCACUUUAAGUGAAGAAGAGGAUUGCAAUGGUGCUCAAGGUGCAAGGAAGGUUGCUAAGAAGGAUAAGAAGAAGUCUAUUGAAGAUCUUUAUUGA